AUGUGGUCAAUGAAUUGGGAACAACAGCGAGUCCUCUCAUACUGUAUAUUUGUCGAGUCUUUAACUCUUUUAGUUGGUCUUAUUGCAUAUUUAGUACACACUGUUUUGGUCCAAUACUUCUAUCGCUGCAAAAAGUCACCAAAUUUUGAUAAAGUUUGGCGACCCCCACUAUUCACCCCUCGAAGGAUUUGCCAUAUUGGGGUUUUGGCGUACAUUGCCGUCCAAAUCAAUUUUCUAGUAUGGUUGUCGAUAUACAUAGGCGAACUCGACACAGGACGAAUUGAAAACCAAGACUUGGUCUUCAGUUAUUACGAGUACUCGAAUUUGUUUGACAUCUCCGUUUACCUCUUGUUGUUUAUCUUGGUCUUAGCAGCAUUGAAAAUCCAAUUAAAUGGGAUGGAUGAAACAAAUGAUAGCAAGUUAAUGCAUAUCUUUGAUAUUGUGUGGACCAUCACCGUCGCAAUUUUAAUACUCAACAUCAUGACACAUAUCUCGUCAAUGGUAUAUUUCUCAGUUAUGCCUCCGAGCUUAAAAAGUAACAUGACAGAGAGUUUCAGUUUCAUUUACACAUUCACAACAAACACUUUUGCUUUCACACAACUCUGUUUGUUACUUUUCUGUCUUGCUCUUACUCUUGUCUUCAUGAAAAAGGUCUUUAACACAUUAACAAAUAAACAGGCGCGUGAAAUCAAAAUCAGGUCGUUAGUGUGUGGGUGGUUGUUGUUCACCAUCAACACCGUGAGAAUGUUUUUCUGCUUGGAAAACAUUGUCUACUAUAGUAUUGCACACUUCAAUGAGGAAAACACAGACAGUGGAUUUUAUUUGAAAUUCACAGAUGUCCUAUUCAUUCUCUUCCUCAAAUUUUUGCCAUGUUUCUUGAUUAUCGGAAUGAUGAACAAGCCGACACUUGGGUGUUAA
Entamoeba invadens IP1 is the source of this 918-nucleotide messenger RNA. RefSeq lists its product as hypothetical. The coding region runs from base 1 to 918 and encodes 305 amino acids. The record is from RefSeq and is a predicted model, not a curated record. The transcript has 2 exons. Lineage: Eukaryota; Evosea; Mastigamoebida; Endamoebidae.